This is a messenger RNA of Emiliania huxleyi CCMP1516, 1026 nucleotides long. RefSeq lists its product as hypothetical. The transcript has 4 exons. The record is from RefSeq and is a predicted model, not a curated record. The coding region runs from base 1 to 1026 and encodes 341 amino acids. Lineage: Eukaryota; Haptophyta; Isochrysidales; Noelaerhabdaceae.
AUGUCGUCGGCGAGCGACGUCGAAAGCGACGGCACUCCUACGCAGCCCCUGCUCGACGCACUCUCGACUGCGCGCUUCCAGCAGCGGCUGCUCUCCCUUGUCGGCGAGAAGGAGGGUGCCGAGCGGCGCGUCCAAGAGCUCGAGCGGAGCGUCCAUCACGCCGAGGCGACGCUCAAGGCUGCACUCGACAGCAGGAGCGAGGUGCAGGCCAACCUGCGUGCGUCGGAGCGCCGCAUACAGGAGGCCGAGGCUGCGGCCGACCGCCAUCUUGCGGCGGUGGAGUCGGAGAAGCAGCGCUACGCCAUCCUGGCUCGGCUCGCCGACGACCAGGCGGCCGAAUCCAAGGCAAAGAUCAGCGCACAGGGCGAGCAGCUGCACGUACUGAACGAGCAGCUCGGGGCUGCGAACCGGGCGGUAGGCACACUGCGUGCUCACCAGUCCUCCUCGGAUCAACACAUCGAGUCGUUCCACGCCAAGGUCUCGGAGGUGACGCUCAUGCUCGAGACGGUGCGUGCUGCGGAGCGCACCUGCCGCGGCACGGUGGGCCGCAUCGUGGAGGAGCAGAGCAGCGCCCGCUUGCAGCUCUCCGCCAUUGAGCGCACCCAGGCCUCGGUUGUCGGCCGCGCCAAGCUUGUCGCGCAGCUCAAGGCGGCUCGAGAGGUGGCCAAGGAGAAGGACGCGCUCAGCAGCUCCCGACUCGAGGAGAUGAAGGAGCUUCGCAAGGCGAAAGAGGGGCACGCGGAUGCCCUCUCGGUGGCGCGCAAGAUGCGAGGCGAGGCCAGGGGGGCGGAGUCGCUGCUGGCGAAGAAAGACGCGCUGCUUGCGAGCCAGGCGGACCAGAUGGAGGGGGCUCUUCGGCGCAACAUGCUCCUCUCUGAGACCAACGAUCAGCUGCAAGCUGCGGCGCGACGCAACGAGGUGGUGACGCAGCUACUGCUUCGUGAGCUGGGACAGGCCGACGCGCUCGCUCACUCGGGCGACCGGCUUGCUGUCGUCGACGAGCGCGCGGAUGGAGCGGGCAUCUGA